This is a messenger RNA of Trichoplax adhaerens, 762 nucleotides long. RefSeq lists its product as uncharacterized. Gene Ontology annotation, molecular function: oligosaccharide binding. The transcript is spliced from 2 exons. The record is from RefSeq and is a predicted model, not a curated record. Bases 1 to 762 code for a protein of 253 amino acids. NCBI's taxonomy places the organism in Eukaryota, Metazoa, Placozoa, Uniplacotomia, Trichoplacea, Trichoplacidae.
AUGGCAAAACUUUGUUUUCUAAUCCUUAUGGCGUUUGCCAUCGUUCCUGCGGUAAUGUCUUCGGUAAUCAAGCAUAAGCCUAAAUCGUGCCAUGAAAUAAAGGAGUUUAUGCAAACAACCGAAAAUGGAUUCUAUAACCUGUUCGAUUCUAAUCUCAGCCCAUAUACAACUUAUUGCGAUUUCGAAUCGGAGCCCCCAUUCAUUUGGACCUUAAUUGAAUCCGUUACCUUACACGAAGCCCAACAGUUAGAAAACCGAAAAUCUUUUUAUUAUGACCAUCCUCUUGCUGAGUGUCAUAUAAAUUGGAAUAAAUUCCGUUUAUCUAAAGUUCGAAUACAAAGUAUCCAAGGUUCAUACGGUACAACGCAUUAUCGAGUUACUUGCAACUUUAAUCCCGUUAAUGGAACUGGCUUAACAAACCAUCGCGAUUACCUUCGAGGUUCUCUCUGUCAAUACACGAACUUUUAUAGUGCCACCUCAAGUUACUAUUGCGUUCGCGUUGAUUACAUUAACGUUCGAGGAAAACUUUGCCGAAAGUGCAGGGUACCAUUUUAUGGAGGUAAUACAAAUCAUCAGUUUGUUGAUUUGGGAACAGCAGCAACAGCUUGCGAUAGAUUCGACGUUCCGGAUAAAAUAUCGAGUGAAGAUGUAUUUGGAAACUACAAAAAUGUCAAUCCACAGUUCUCUUGCUCCGCCAAUUCCAAUUCUACAACCAAUUGGUGGUUAGGCGGUGCUUUCAUUGCAGAACAAUUAAUAUAUUAA